UUUAUUUUUUAUAAUUAUGUAUCUUAAUCAUAAUUUUAAUAUAUUCGGUUACGAUCUUAACAAUGAAUUAAGACUUGGUUAAUCUUUCUUCUUUAGGCCUGCAUUUCACUUUCUAUAAACUAUCAACCAACAUUUUCCUAUAUCCUCCCCCGGGAUAACCGGAGGUGUGGAAAGAGCAGCUGUCAGAAGCAGAAAGACCCUUGGUUCUGGCAAAGGGAUCACAGUUACAACUAGCGUUAAUUAUAAAAAAGGAAAAAAAGAGAACCCCAUUAUAAGAAUAAAAAGAAAAUGCCAACAAGAAUGGUAACAUACUUAAGAGAAAGAACUGUAUAUGUAGCUGUUCUUGUAGAGGGACCAAGAAGAAGGAAAAACAGUUCAACAAACAACAAAAUUCAUCACUAUCAACAUCAACAUCUUCAUGUUAGACAUGUUGUUAAUGGUAGAGGAUACAAUAGGAAAGCUCAACUUCUUGAAUACUCAAGAAAUCUUCGAGCUGCGAAUCGAUCACAACCAUCAGUUUCACAGCCAGUCCAAAGACAGAAUUCUCAGCCAUCAACACCUAUGGUUCCACAGCACGUCCAAAGACAGAAUUCACAGAAGUAUUUUUUCCAGAUAGUUGCAGUGAAAAACAAGCCAAAAUAUGUAACUGUACCAGCUUGUAUGGGGAACUGGAAAUUUGUUAUGCCAAGGUUCCUCAGAUCAUUCAUGUCUCAGAAUAAGAAAUCCAAGAAGAAGAAGAAGAAGAAUAUGGCUUCUAAAACCAAUAAAAUAAAAGCCAUGGUGAAAAGUUUUCAGGUUCAAAGAAAGUCUGGCCUAUUCUCCAAAUUUUUUGCUUCAGUACGGAAGGGUCAUCGAUGAACAAACGAUCAUACCCGAGUCCCAGAAUCAAGGAAUAUGAGAGGUCCAUCGAUUAACAAACUGAGGAGUGAUAAUUGCUAUCAAAUUUUACUUUCAUAUGCCCUUCUCAUUUCAUUUACUUCUUUUUCUUUCCCUUAUUUAUUGGAGCUUAGAAGAAGGUUUACCUGAAUGGUUUAUCUUAUUUAGGUAAGCUGCAUUACAAUAUAUGCUAGAAUGCAAAACUUUAUUUCUUGAAGAAAUAUACAAGAGCAUCAUGAAUGUAAA
This is a messenger RNA of Capsicum annuum, 1122 nucleotides long. RefSeq lists its product as uncharacterized. The transcript has 5 exons. NCBI's taxonomy places the organism in Eukaryota, Viridiplantae, Streptophyta, Magnoliopsida, Solanales, Solanaceae. The record is from RefSeq and is a predicted model, not a curated record. The coding region runs from base 289 to 858 and encodes 189 amino acids.